Messenger RNA from Cylindrotheca closterium, 5283 nucleotides. The record is from the annotation of a GenBank genome assembly. Lineage: Eukaryota; Bacillariophyta; Bacillariophyceae; Bacillariales; Bacillariaceae.
AUGAUGGCUCCUUUCGACGGUUCAGUUCAACAGCAACAGCAAGGCGUUUCCCAGGCUUCAUUGCCAAGACCUCCCAUGCCACCAGGUCAUGCUGGGCAGUCUUCAGCAAUGCACCAACAACCGAUGAACCCAGCUUACACCCAUGGUCUACCACGGGGAGUUUCCGCUGGAAUCCCUCCAGGUGGUCAGACGUAUCAAAUGCGCCCGCAAUCUCCAGGAUCUCGUCAUGAUAGCUUCCAAAUGCCUAGUGCAAGCGGCCCACAAGGACAGUAUACCUCACAUCAACCUCUCCACUCAUCGGGUCACCAACAGCAGCCGCAAGGAGGCCAAAUACACCCCGGGAUGACUCAAAUGCAUAGAGGAUCAUCGCAAUCGCGAAACGGGCACGUUCUCCCAAUGCAACAAACUCACGAUAACAUGAUGGCAUCGACCAACGGCAGAAACCAGCAAUUCAUGGGUAGCUCCAUGGGCGGUGGCAUGGACAAUUCGAUGAACCGUUCAAUGAAUAAUACUUUGAAUAACUCAAUGAAUACCUCAAUGAAUACCUCAAUGAAUACCUCAAUGAACGGUAAUUCUAUGAUGCCAAUGGGAAACCCCGUGAACAUGAUGGGAACCUCUAUGAAUGCAGGUAUGCCAAAUAUGACAAUGAAUCCCAAUAUCGGGGGUGUUGGAGUGAUGAAUGUGUCAAACGGAUCCAUGAGAUCAUCUUCCACACCAAUGCUGAAUUCGAGCAUGCACAGUGGUGGGGGGAUGAACGGAAGCUGGCAAACAGAUAGAGAUACGCAGCACCGAAGAGAUAUGAUUCAACACAUUGUGAAAAUGCUGAAGAAAGACAGAAAUGGAUCACCAGAGUGGCUCAGUAAACUACCGCAAAUGGCAAAACAGCUAGAGGUCUCUCUUUAUAGAAAUGCCAGAUCGUUUGAGGCGUACACGGACAUGAAUACUUUGAAACAACGGCUUCAGCAAAUAGCUGCAGAAGUAUCAAAAAAGGCGAGAGAUCAAAGAGACGAUCGUCAAAGAGAUCGGAUUCCAUCGUCCAACAAUACAAAUUCGAACUAUAUUGGGAUGACAUCCUCCAAUACAUCAAUUCAGUCAAAUUCAAUUGGGCCUGGUAGUGUGGCGAACAACAACCCCAUGGUGGACAUGAAUAGUAUGAGAGGAAGUCCACACACGCAGAUGAGAACGGUAGGUAGCUCUAAUUUCCAGGAUCAGCGAGCCGCAACUAGUAGCAACAGAACUAGUGCAAGCCGUGGGAUGGGAAACUCGCUAUCGUCUGGCACAGUAUUAAGCUCGUCAGGAUCAUCAAAUCGGGAUGAUCCUGAAUGGAGAGUAAGGAUCAGACACAAACAGCAGCGCUUGCUACUUCUUCACCAUUCUGCCAAAUGUCCUCAUGAAGACGGGCGAUGUCCCGUGACUCCCCACUGUGCUGACAUGAAGCGCCUAUGGAAGCAUAUGGAAGGUUGCAAAGACAAUCAGUGCCGAGUACCCCAUUGCUUCUCGUCGAGAGCCAUUUUGAGUCACUAUAGGAAGUGCAAAGAUGUCUCAUGCCCAGCUUGUGGACCAGUUAGGGAUACAGUAAGAAGAUCACAGAAUCGCAAUACAUCAAGCUCAAACUUGUCCUUGGGUGAAAAUAGGCAAUCUAGAACCAACAUGGGGGAAGUUCAAAGAAUGGGUGCCGAUGCGAACACUUCAGCCCAUCCAAAACUUUCUUCUCGUGCCAAUUCUUACCAACCUUCGCUAGGUAACUCUUUCAACCAAUCUCAAGACCCAAAGCCACUAAUGCCCCCUUCUGGCGACAGUUUGAAACCGCAAUACCCUUCGACCCAAUCAUCUUCGCAAAACGUACAAUCGUCUGGGACAAACAAUGAGGUCGUCGGACGACAGUCUUUGCACUUCUGUCAGGGUUUAUCGGUCGAUAGUGGGGCCGUCGACAAGGGAGCUCGAGAGAUGCCAAACGGCAACACAGUGGUGGGGGAGCGACAACAAGACAAGUGCCCUAAUCCUCCAACUCGACGAAAUGAUUCGGAAUGGCAAAAAGUUAGGCAUAAGCAGCAACGGCUUCUCUUGCUUCGUCAUGCUUCAAGAUGUCAAUACAAGAACAGCUGUCCCGUAACGCCUCACUGUGCCAGUAUGAAAAAGCUGUGGGAACACAUAGCGCACUGCAAGGAUCAGAGGUGUAGCGUCCCACAUUGUAUGAGUAGCCGAUAUGUCCUGAGUCACUAUCGAAGGUGUAAGGACGCCAAAUGUCCUGCCUGUGCGCCGGUGAGAGACACAAUCCGAAAAAGCCACGAGAAAGAGCGACAAGGGCAAUCUGCUGGUCUCAACAAUUCAUUUGAUACUGAGAAACAGGGGCAGGGGGAUUCGUCGACAACAGCAUUUGACACUGGUUUUGCUGAUAGUUCGGAAAUCAGCACUUCUGAUGACAAUCAAAGGUCCGCGAAGCGCUCAAGAUUGGACCAAGGCCUUUCAUUGUCCGUUGCUUCGUCCGUCACAGAUGUUCAUUCGCAAAAUGCAAGUAAGUUUGACAAUUCAAUAAAAAAGGAAACCCUCGUCAAUGAGAGCAUCGGUGUGAAAGCUUUGCAGUCACUGGAAGGUUUACAAAAGGAGCCCAUCCCAAAUCCUGCCACUCAAAACGCACAGACUUCAGAGGAUAGAUCUCUUCUUAACAGCUUCUCAGUGGCUCAGCUGACAACUCAUUUGGAAUCUUUAAAUCGAGUGGCGCAACUCUCUCCUGCAAUAAUCAAACAGAAAUGUUUGGAGGUAUUGAAAGGUCUUCAAGCUCAUCAACAUGGUUGGGUAUUUAACUCUCCAGUUGACCCUAUCGAGCUCGGUCUUCCUGAUUACUUUGAAGUUAUCAAGAAGCCAAUGGAUCUUGGUACAGUAUCUAAAAAGCUUGACAGCUGCGCAUAUCACGAAAUUUGUGACUUUCAACGAGAUGUCAAUCUGACUUUUGAUAAUGCUAUGCGGUACAAUGAAGAUGGAACUGUAGUCUAUGGGAUGGCCAAGGAGCUCAAAGAUAAAUUCAAGGAAGACAAUGAGAAGCUAUUUGAGCAACUCAAAGCUGAAGAUUGGGAGAGACGUCAAAAUGAUAGGGCAUGCGUUCUUUGCGGUUGCGAGAAACGUUUGUUUGAAUCCCCCGUUUUUUUCUGCAAUGGUUUGAACUGUCAAAGCAAACGUAUACCACGAAACAGGUAUUACUACAUUGGCGGAAACAACCAGUAUUUCUGGUGCAAUCAAUGUUACAAUGACCUUGAUAAAAACACACCCCUCGAGUUUGUGGAUCUUACCGUUAAUAAAAGUGACUUGAAAAAGAAGAAAAAUGACGAGGUGCAUGAGGAAAGCUGGGUACAGUGUGAUGUCUGCGAAAAAUGGAUCCAUCAGAUCUGUGGGCUUUUCAAUACCAGACAGAACAAAGAGCACCAGAGCGAAUAUUGCUGUCCGCUUUGUCUUCUCGAAAAGAGAAAAAAGGAUACCUCUGGUACCCUUCCCCUGCGACCACCUGGUGCGGCUGACUUGCCAAGAACAAAACUGUCAGAAUACUUGGAAAAAGAUGUCACUAAACGGAUUGAAGAGAAGAAACAGGGAAGUGCCGGGAAUGCGCAAUCAAUCAAUGCUGGCUCUGUCAUCAUCAGACAAGUCACCUCUAUGGACCGAAAACAUGAGGUUCGAGAAAAAAUGAAAAGCAGGUACAAACACAAGAAUUAUCCUGACGAAUUCCCUUUCCGAUGCAAAUGUAUCGUUGUAUUUCAGCACAUCGACGGUGUUGAUGUUAUUCUAUUUGCUCUCUAUCUGUACGAACAUGGCGAAGACAACCCUGCUCCAAACCAACGUUGUGUAUAUAUUUCAUACUUGGAUAGUGUACAUUUCAUGAGACCUCGGCAAAUGCGAACAUUUGUUUAUCAUGAGAUUCUUAUUUCCUACCUGGACUUCGCUCGCCAACGCGGCUUUGCGACUGCGCACAUUUGGGCAUGCCCUCCCUUAAAGGGUGACGAUUAUAUCUUCUACGCUAAGCCCGAGGAUCAGAAGACUCCAAGGGACUCAAGACUAAGACAAUGGUACAUCGAUAUGCUUGUGGAAUGUCAACGGCGCAAUGUAGUCGGGAAGGUUACCAACAUGUAUGACUUGUAUUUUGCAAAUGAUUCCCUAGAUGCAACUGCAGUUCCUUACCUAGAGGGGGACUAUUUCCCAGGGGAAGCAGAGAACAUCAUCAAGGUGCUCGAAAAUGGAGGGAACAAAAAGGGCGGAAAUGCAGGGAAAAAGAUGGCCGGAAGCGCGGAGAACAGGAAGAGUACUGUGGAAAUUGAGCGAGACCAAGUAAUGGUGAAGCUUGGUGAAACCAUCAAGCCUAUGAAGGAAAGUUUUAUAGUUGCAUUUUUGAAUUGGUCAGAAGCCUUGAAAGAAAACAUGGAAGUACCUGAGGUUGUACUGAAGUAUCGGUCAGAGCACCCUGAGGCGAUGGUACCUUUGCUAACUGGUAGAAAGCGUGACGCCAAUGGAAACAUACGUGAAUUGGAUGGGCCGCUAGAUCGCAAUGGCCGACCUAUAAAGGUAAUUGAUGACGAUGUGGAAGAUCUUGAUUGCGAGUUUCUAAACAACAGGCAGGCUUUUCUCAAUCUCUGCCGAGGCAAUCACUAUCAAUUUGAUGAACUUCGUCGGGCAAAGCAUACGUCAAUGAUGGUUUUGUGGCAUUUGCAUAACAGAAACGAACCCAAGUUUGUUCAGCAGUGCGUGCAUUGCAAUCGAGAAAUCCUAAGUGGUAUGAGGUAUCAUUGCGCCAUUUGCAGUGAUUAUGACUUGUGUGAGAAGUGUUACAAGGAUCCCAACACAAAUCGUGGAUCAUGUACACAUAAGCUUCAUCCAAUUGCGGUGGAGAGCGAAGGGGCACAGGAGGGACAAGGAAAUUCCAAUGGUGUAACGGCGCAACAGAGAAAACAACGGCAGCGAAAUCUCCUUCUACAUAUCCAGCUGAUUGAACAUGCUUCAAGGUGUAGCUCCAGUUCCUGCACUUCGACUAAUUGCGCUAAAAUGAAGAAGUAUUUGACGCAUGGGAAAACCUGCAAGAUAAAGGUUCAAGGUGGCUGUAGAAUUUGCAAGCGCAUCUGGACACUAUUGCGAAUCCAUGCUCAAAAAUGCAAAGAUGAAGUAUGCCCCAUCCCACAGUGUAUGGUGAUUCGUGAGAAGAUGCGUGAGUUGCAGAAGCAACAACAAGCAAUGGAUGAUAGACGAAGACUGGAAAUGAAUCGUCACUAUCGUAUGACAAUCACAGGUACUGAUGGUCUCUAG